This is a messenger RNA of Neodiprion virginianus, 2235 nucleotides long. RefSeq names its product upstream stimulatory factor 1. The transcript is spliced from 5 exons. The record is from RefSeq and is a predicted model, not a curated record. Bases 196 to 975 code for a protein of 259 amino acids. Gene Ontology annotation, molecular function: DNA-binding transcription factor activity, RNA polymerase II-specific; protein dimerization activity; RNA polymerase II cis-regulatory region sequence-specific DNA binding. NCBI's taxonomy places the organism in Eukaryota, Metazoa, Arthropoda, Insecta, Hymenoptera, Diprionidae. Gene Ontology annotation, biological process: regulation of transcription by RNA polymerase II.
CCACUGCGAAUGGAAUGUUAGCUGAGUUUCUCGUUAUCUUUAAACAACCUCGCUACCUCGAAUAAUCGUGACGUACGAUCUCCGACCUGCGUGCGCCUCAAGCAGCCAUCUUGUACACCACAUGACCUCGUUGUCGUGUCCCGUGACCAGCUCACGUGAAUUUUGACAAAUUCAAACGUUUUUUGGUGGCAAAAAAUGGAUAUUUUGGAGCAGCAUCUUGACCAACAAGAUGUCAGCGGGUCAUCGAGGGUCAAAGACGACGAAACUACAGGCAUAGUGCUCGAAGAGGCGGAAUUUGUUGAUUGCGACGGCGAAGGAGAAACUGUUGGAGAGGAUGGAAUACGCUAUCAGGAAACUCUGGCGUACAGAGUUGUGCAGGUAAAUGGAGGGACGAGUGGAAAUGAAAUCGAACUUCCUGUGACACAAGCAGCUAACAGCACAGUGCAGGUCCUAACGUCUCCUCUAAAUGGUCAAUUUUACGUUAUUGGGAAUGCCAACGAAGUCUUUACUACUGCUCAAACAUCGAGGUCAUUGGCCCCAAGAGCAACUCUUCAAAUCGAGACACCACGCAAUGUCACAACAGGACUUAAAAAGAGAGACGAUAGGCGAAGAGCAACGCAUAACGAAGUUGAGCGUCGGCGUCGAGAUAAAAUUAAUAAUUGGAUUGCAAAGUUGGGCAAAAUUAUUCCAGAAUGUAACAGCACUGCAAAUGGUAAUGCGAAUGUAAGCGGAGAUGGAAAAGCAAACUACGAAACGCAGAGUAAAGGAGGCAUUCUGGCGAAAGCAUGCGAGUACAUAGGCGAGUUACGAGCAGCAAACCAAGGUUUGGGACAGUGUUUGCGCGAUAACGACAAAUUGCGGCAUGAAAUAACAGCUUUGAAACAAUUAGUGGCGCAAUUGAAGCGAGAAAACGCACAAUUGAGAUCGCAAGUCACGUCUCCCCAAACAACUUCAGAAGUUCAUCUCAGUCCCUAAUCGAUCUGUGCGAAAUUAUUCUUUGUUUGUAUAUAGAUAUUGUUAUGUAAUGCUUGACAUCCAUACUAAAGGAUAUGUUUGUCAAUUAACACUGUUAAUUGUACUUUCCGCAAUGCAGCAAAUUUAGAAUGUGGAAGUCAAUGAACCCUCAACAGAAACACUGCUGUGUGAUCUAUUGUAAGAAAGGAGCAGUCAGAUUCUUUAGUAUAUACUCAUACUAAGCUGGUAUGAGGCCUCAGUUCGUUUGACACAAUCGAAAUAUGUGAAAAGUGUCGAGUAUAGAUUUUAUAGCUCCCCCGAAUACCUUUAAAUAUAACGCGUUUGACAGUGCAUCGCUAUGUGUAGACAUUGACCUACAAGAUUAAUAUCGAACUACCCUGACGGCAUUGUGAUUACUAAGAGUUACUAAUUUAUUGCAGUGUGUAAUGUUUUUAUCGGAAAGGCAAUAUUAGGUAUAUCGCUUGAGCAUAAUUGGGGUACAAAGGCUGUGAAAAUCAAUGCCUGUUUUUGAUAAUUUAUCAAUUAUCAGUUGAACGACGUUUAGGAAAAAUACCAUGAAAAUUUUUAGAUAAAGGAUACAAUGGAUACAGUUGGAUUUAAGUAUAAAAAUAUUUCUCCAGUUUCGGUCACAGUUGCAGUAAUUAUAAAUAUUAAAUGAUAUUUAAAUCUGUUAUAGUUGGUACUUUUUUACUAUCGAUAUUGUUUUUGUACUCUAAGAAUGUUUCUGAUGACCGAGGCUGAAGAUAUUAAUUAUUUAACCAUUGUCCUACAUAUAGCAAUAUUUUUUUGAUUAAAGAUUCCCUCGAAAAAAUCAUCCGAAUGUAACAUGUAAUAAUUAAUUGUAAUAUACUGUUAUUGUAUAUAUGGCGGGGUUAUUGUUAUAUUAUUAUUAAAAUAAUCAAUAUAAAAAUCAAAAAAAAAGAAAGAAAAAAAUGAAGUAAAUAAAAAAAAAUUGCCCAGUAGUUUUGUUUGCAUUACAAUUUCUAAUUAAUCUUUUACUUUUUGUGCAUCUUUUUUUUUUAUUCUUUACAUAUCGUACAUUGGAAAUGGUACUGAAGCUGCUGGAAUUUCGGACACUGUAGAUGAAGUUUUUCAUAAUGUAAACCCAGCACCUCAUUUUUAAUCUAGCAUCUUACACUACUAUAUUUUUAUUAACGUUGAAACGUUAAUGUAACAUAACCUUAUUCAUUACCUAACAUUUAGUUCUAUUACGUUUAUAACAUAUAUGGUACAAUAAUACUCCAUGAUUCCAUAGUUGUG